AUGCCUCGCUCGUUCCUGGUCAAGAGAAAGCAGUCGGUCUGCGCCGGAUGGCAGUGGAAGGAGCCGGAGCCCUGCUUCAGUCCAAACACAGUGUGUGUUCAGACUCCCAGCGCUGCUCUGGAGUCAGUGUCGGAGCGCUCUCAGGCCGUCCACACACACACACCUGCUCUGGAGCGUCACAGGGAGGAUUAUGGGAUGGAGAGAGUUCAGCCGUCACACAGUUCUCUCGCUCCUCCUGCGCUGGCCUCAGCGUCGCUCAACAAGGUGCGUGAAUCCAGCGGCUCGUCAGAGUUCCUGUGCUCCGUGUGUCAUAAAGUGUUUCCUCUGCAGCGCAUGCUGACGCGUCACCUCAAGUGCCACAGUAUGAUCAAGAGACACCCCUGCCGGUUCUGCGGGAAAGGCUUCAACGACACCUUCGACCUGAAGAGACACAUGAGAACACACACCGGUAUCCGUCCGUACCGCUGUGAUCUGUGUGAGAAAGCCUUCACGCAGCGCUGCUCUCUGGAGUCUCACCUGCGGAAGAUCCACGGCGUGCGACAGCAGUACGCUUACCGCCAGCGGCGCUCCAAGAUCUUCGUGUGUGAGGACUGUGGCUUCACCUCCAACCGACCGGACGAGUACUUCCUCCAUGUCAGACAGCAGCACCCGAGCAGCCCGGCCCUGCGCCGUUAUUACCGCAAACACAUGCUGGAGAGCCCUUCGCAGCACAGCAUCACCCCCUUCAUGCUGUACCCCGCUGCAGGACUCUACAUGUGA
Carassius carassius (crucian carp) is the source of this 759-nucleotide messenger RNA. Its product is annotated as putative transcription factor ovo-like protein 3. The record is from RefSeq and is a predicted model, not a curated record. Gene Ontology annotation, cellular component: nucleus. Gene Ontology annotation, molecular function: RNA polymerase II cis-regulatory region sequence-specific DNA binding; DNA-binding transcription factor activity, RNA polymerase II-specific. NCBI's taxonomy places the organism in Eukaryota, Metazoa, Chordata, Actinopteri, Cypriniformes, Cyprinidae. Gene Ontology annotation, biological process: regulation of transcription by RNA polymerase II; epidermal cell differentiation. Bases 1 to 759 code for a protein of 252 amino acids. The transcript is spliced from 4 exons.